Molecule: messenger RNA, 4551 nt
Organism: Amphiprion ocellaris (clown anemonefish)
Lineage: Eukaryota; Metazoa; Chordata; Actinopteri; Pomacentridae
Product: protein NLRC3-like
Exons: 8
Molecular function (GO): protein binding
Source: RefSeq, a predicted model, not a curated record
GCAGCAGGUUGUAGUGUAGCUGUAGCAUAACGGUCAGUUUUAUGGCUGGUGAUCCUCAAAUCCAACUUUCUAAACUGGUGUUCAUUUUAAGCUAAUUUCUGAGAGCCUUUGAUGGUGAAGAAAACUGUACUCACUGACACCUUGACUGUCUUCAGUUUCUCUAUAGGAAAGACCUACAUUUUAAGUGUUAUGAUGGUCUGUCUCUCUUCUAUUGUUAAUUGCUUUUCCUCUCCUUUUUUUAUAGCAACACGCUAUUUUCUGCAGUACAAUACUGUUCAAAUAAUGCUCUGGAGGGUUCCACAGUGUGUUCCAACACUACUUUAUGCAGACAGAGGGGGUUGGAAGUAAUCUAGAAAAGUUGGGACACCUGUAGGAUUUGGUAGCACCAACUUUCAAGGCUUGAUCAACCUCCAUUGCUGCAGAACAGCUUUAAGUUGUUAAACCAUUUCUGAUCCCUGAAAAAGGCCUUUUUGUGUAAUUCUGAAAUGUACAUUAUUUUUCAGUUUUGGGUAACCUUACCUUUUUUUUUAACCUCUGGCAGUUCACCACUUACCUUUGUACAAUUUCAAGCUAUUCAUUGGACUUGAACUACUUGAAUUUCAAUGAAAAACUGGAAAAAUUGGGGCGUUUUAAAAGUUUUGACUGGUAAUGUACUUUGAUAAAGGCCCCAGUGAGCCCAGAACAGGGCUGCUGGUCCAGCACUCUGUUUUUAGGUUCUAUUGUCUAAAGGGUCUUUCCCUAAUAGGAAAUCUAAGAACAGCUUAAUCUGGACUUCAGGUAACCCACCUACCUUCUGACUGCCUCCAUAGUUAACAUCUGGGUAGCCCUUUAGCUGAGUUGCCCUUUCAGUCAGUUUUUUCUGUCACUUUCCUCCAAAUGAUCAGGGUAAGUUGCUGCAUUAUGUGUAGAGUUUAGGAUGAAACUCCCAGGAAUAAGUUUAGAAAAAUCUCACACACGCAUUUGCCCAACUUUUUAUUACCAUCAGAUGUUAUAGGUGGCUAAUUAAAAGUCCAAUCUCUUUUUAGUUGCUUUGUUGCUUGUGUUUUUCCAACAACAACAACAGAGGUUUCUGUAGACACACACCUCACACUGUUCCCUUCAUGUUUGACACAGAUGAGACUGUUCCGGUACCAGAACCACGUUCCAUCAGAUAUUACCAACAGAAGCUUCAGUCAAACUUCCAGGACACGUUUAAGGUUACAACAGAGGGGUGGGCAGUAGAUGAGGAGCGUCUGGUUGAUAUCUACACAGAGCUGUACAUCACAGCUGGCCGGGACGUGCACGUCAACACACAGCAUGAGGUCCUACAGAUUGACAAGGUGUGGAAGCCAUCAGACACAGAGACACAGAUCCAACCCAGAGACAUUUUCAAGCAUCCUUCUGGAAAAGACAUACCCAUCAGAACAGUGCUGACCAAUGGGAUCGCAGGGAUUGGAAAAACAUUCCUCGUGCACAAGUUUGUGUUGGACUGGGCCGAAGAAAGAACCAAUCAAGAUGUGCAUCUUAUUUUCCCGUUCACUUUCCGUGCCCUGAAUUCACUGCAGGGAAAAGAGUUUGGUUUGGCAGAGCUCAUUCAUUUCUGUAUCCCUGAAACUAAAGACAUCACAGUGGAGGCUCUGAAUUACAUCUUUACAGCUCUGCAGUCAUCAGGAAACAGCAGCUACAAGAAGAGCAGAUUCAAACUGCUGUUUGUGUUUGAUGGACUGGACGAGAGUCGCCUUCAUCUGGACUUUGAGGUCAACAACAUUCGCUCCCUGGAUGUAACAAAGUCAACUAAAAUAGAAGUCCUACUGAGGGAACUGAUCAGUGGAAACCUGUUACGCUCAGCUCGCCUCUGGAUAACCACACGACCUGCAGCAGCCAAUCAGAUCCCUCAAAACCUUGUGAACACUACAACAGAGGUCAGAGGGUUCACCAACCCACAGAAGGAGGAGUACUUCAGGAAGAGAUUCAAGGAGCAGACCAGCAGCAUCAUCAUCUCCCACAUGAAGACAUCACAAAGCCUCCACAUCAUGUGCCACAUCCCAGUGUUCUGCUGGAUCACUGCUACAGUUCUGGAGGAGCUGCUGGAAACCAGAGAGGGAGGAGAUCUGCCCAGAACCCUGACUGAGAUGUACAUAGAGUUUCUAAGAUUUCAGAUUGAUCACACAAAAGAGAAGUACGGUCCAGAGAAGUGCAUUCAGUACAUUAAGUCAUUAGCUAAACUGGCUUUUGAACAGCUGCAAAAGGGCAACCUGAUCUUCUAUGAGAAAGAUCUGAGAGAAAGUGGCAUCGAUGUGAGUGAAGCCUCAGUGUACUCAGGAGUGUUCACAGAGAUCUUCAAAGCAGAGCGAAGACGGAAACAGGAAGACAAGAUGUUCAGCUUCGUCCAUCUGAGUGUUCAGGAGUUUCUGGCUGCUCUUCAUGUCCAUCUGACCUUCAUCAACUCUGGAAUCAACCUGCUGGAAGAACAACAAACAACCUUCAAGAAGCUGAAAGUAUUUCUGAAGAAACCUGAACUAAAACGUCUCCACCAGAGAGCUGUGGACGAGGCCUUACAGAGUCCAAACGGACACCUGGACUUGUUCCUGCGCUUCCUCCUGGGUCUGUCACUGCCGACCAAUCAGAAUCUCCUACCAGGCCUGCUGACACAGACAACAAGCAGCUCACAGACCAAUCAGAAAACAGUCAAGUACAUCAAGGAGAAGAUCAGUGAGGAUGUGUCUGUAGAGAGAAGCAUCAAUCUGUUCCACUGUCUGAAUGAACUGAAGGAUGUUUCUCUAGUGGAAGAGGUCCAACAGUCCUUGAGAUCAGGACGUCUGUCCACAGAUGAACUGUCUCCUGCUCAGUGGUCAGCUCUGGUCUUCAUCUUACUGUCAUCAGGAGAACUUCUGGAUGUGUUUGACCUGAAGAAAUACUCUGCUUCAGAGGAGGUUCUUCUGAGGCUGCUGCCAGUGGUCAAAGCCUCCAAGAAAGUUGUACUGAGUGGCUGUAAUCUGUCAGAGAGAAGCUGUGGAGCUCUGUCCUCAGUCCUCAGCUCCCAGUCCUCCAGUGUGACAGAGCUGGACCUGACUAACAACAACCUGCAGGAUUCAGGAGUGGAGAGUCUUUCUGCUGGACUGGAGAGUCCACACUGUAAAUUGGAAGCUCUCAGGUCAGGACUCAUCAACCUAACCUGUAAGAACCUGUGAAGUCUUGGUUCCAGGUUCUGUUUUAAAUGUUCAUGUUAUUCAAUGAAUGAACUCAGUGCAGUUCAGCUGGUGGACAGUUGGACUAAAAUACUGGACUUAAUGUAUUACUUCUUUUCUUGUCUUUGUCUCUUCAGACUGAGUAACUGUAAUCUGUCAGAGAGAAGCUGUGGAGCUCUGUCCUCAGUCCUCAGCUCCCAGUCCUCCAGUGUGACAGAGCUGGACCUGACUAACAACAACCUGCAGGAUUCAGGAGUGGAGAGUCUUUCUGCUGGACUGGAGAGUCCACACUGUAAACUGGAAGCUCUCAGGCUGUCAGGCUGUCUGGUCACAGAGGAAGGCUGUGCUUCUCUGGCCUCAGCUCUGAGCUUCAAGACCUCAAAUCUGAGAGAGCUGGACCUGAGCUACAACCAUCCAGGAGACUCAGGAGAGAAGAUGCUGAGAGCUAAAGUGGAGGAUCCAGACUGUAGUCUGGAAACUGUCAGGGUGACGCCUGCUGGAGUCCGAUGGUUGACACCAGGUCUGAGGAAGUAUUCCUGUCAACUCACAGUCGACACAAACACAGUAAACAGAAAACUGAAACUGUCUGACAACAACAGGAAGGUGACAUUUGUGGAGGAGGAUCAGUCGUAUCCUGAUCAUCCAGACAGGUUUAAAUACUGGUGGCAGCUGCUGUGUACAACUGGUCUGACUGGUCGCUGUUACUGGGAGGUGGAGUGGAGAGGAGAGGUUUAUGUAUCAGUGAGUUACAGAAGAAUCAGAAGGAAAGGUAGCAGUAAUGACUGUGAGUUUGGAUCUAAUGAUCAGUCCUGGAGUCUGGAGUGCUCUGAUCUUCAUGGUUACUAUGUCUAUCACAAUAAGAGUCAAACAUCCAUCAGUUCCUCCUCAGUCUCUCACAGAGUUUCAGUUUAUGUGGACGUUCCUGCUGGAACUCUGUCCUUCUACAGAGUCUCCUCUGACUCUCUGAUCCACCUCCACACCUUCAACACCACAUUCACUCAACCUCUCUAUCCUGGAUUUAGGUUCUGGUCCAGGUCUUGUUCCUCAGUGUUUCUGUGCUGAGUUGAGUCUCCAGAGUCUCCUCCUGGUAGAGAAACAGUGUUGAACAGAUAGUUGAGUCUCUCCAUGACUCUGUCCCUCAGAAACAUGUUUCCACAUUCAUGGAUUAAAUGUGUUUCUUUGUGAAAUCCUUCUAAAUGAUUCCUUGUAAAGUGAAUCUACAAACUGCUGACAAACUUUCACACAUUAUUGUCCAGUGAAAAUCAGGUUUUUGUGCAGCCAGACUUGAUCCUGAUUUGAGUGUUUCAGUCCUGUUCUAGUGAUGAAAUGAGAACUUCCUUCAUCUUGUGUGUGAUGGAGAAGAAUAAAGGGCUGUGGCUAAAAA